Drosophila novamexicana is the source of this 860-nucleotide messenger RNA. Its product is annotated as circadian clock-controlled protein-like. The record is from RefSeq and is a predicted model, not a curated record. The transcript is spliced from 5 exons. Lineage: Eukaryota; Metazoa; Arthropoda; Insecta; Diptera; Drosophilidae. The coding region runs from base 1 to 792 and encodes 263 amino acids.
AUGCAUCUCCACAUGCCAGUCGCUCUGUGGUUUAGCCUUCUCGCACCACUGUGGCUUGCUGCGGUGCAAGCGCAACAGUUUCUGCAGGAACCACCUGCCUUUAUCAAGCCAUGCCUGUUAAAGGAUAGCCUCAGUAACGACUGUUUGACUGCCAACAUAGAGAGCCUUUUCCAACACUGGCGUAAUGGCGUGCCGGGGCUGCGCGGCGUGGGCUCUUUGGAUCCAUUUCGGGUGGGCAGAUUGCGUAUUGCCCAGCGUGUGCCACCAAAUGUGGAUGUGAGCGUGGAGCUGCGCAAUAUGAGCACGAUUGGCCUAAGCCAAGCCAAGAUACUGAACAGCACCACGCUGCUCAACUCUGGCCAGUAUACCCUGGGCUUUCAUGUGCACCUCACACAGAUCAACAUCACGAGCAACUACAAGCUGAAGGGACAUGUGUUGCUGCUGAACCUCAACAGUGCUGGCAUUUUGAGCGCCGAUUUGGAUAAUUUGGAGUUCUAUGUGGCGCUCAGAAUGCAGCCACAGCUGGCGGAGGGACUGACCUUUAUGAAUGUUACCGCCAUUAAGACGGACAUUGUUCGUAUUGACAAGAUUCGGGUGAAUCUAACGAAUCUGUUUGGAGGCAAUCAGGAACUGGAGCGAAGUGCCAACGAGCUCUUUAAUGAGAAUUGGCGCGUUUUGUUCGAUGUGCUGCGUCCGGUGCUGACAGAAACUUUCGAUUCGGUCCUCCAGGAUCGUUUUACCAAAAUAUUUCGCUACUUGCCAGCAAAGUAUUUGUUCGAGGAUUUUGCGUAACACUUAUGCCAAUUUGUAUGACACGUGAGAUAAGUCAUUAGCAUGUAGAAAGACUUCAAUUAGACCAA